GAAAUUUAACUCAUGAUCUGUAGCAGCCUAUGAGGUAGACGUCUUCAACAUAAUAUACUUGUGCUUUUGUCGGAGAGCUUGCAUCAAGCAUCAUGUUGUCUAUAAGGAUGUCUCCAGCCUUGAUUCUUCUUUUAUCUCUCUACAUGAUAUCUCCAGCCCAAGCUGUGGAUUUUGACAAACCAUCAUUUGUCUCUGUGAAGUCUGGAGAACGUGUUACUCUUAACUGCACAUUUCUAAACAGCAGCAGAUCACUUCGUGUUGUUUGGUACAAACAAAGAUCUGGAGAGCUACCUCAGAAACUCGGAGAAAGGCUUUCAUACCUGGAUGCAAAAAUUUCACCUCAGUUCAACAGCUCAGGAGUGAAAGUGGAGAGAAUUAAUAAUGGGAUUUCUAUGACGAUAACACAUGCAAAAAAAGAUGAUGAAGGACUUUACUUCUGUGGACUGCCUAAAUGGGAGAAUGUACAUUUUUUCAACGGAACAAUCUUGGCUGUAACAGGUAAACCAGAUUUAAACGUCUCAGUGUUCCAGAGCGGUGUGUCGGACUCGGUUCCUGCAGGAGCGUCAGUGACUCUGCAGUGCUCGGUUCUCUCUGAGAGCAGAUCAGCAGAACUCCAAGUGCUGUGGUUCAGAGCUGCUACACCACAAUCCCAUCCUCAAAUCAUUUACACUCAUCACAACAGCAGCCAUCAAUGUGAGAGCGGCUCUUCUACACACACCUGUGUGUACAACUUCUCCAAGAACAUCCUCAGCCUCAGUGAUACUGGAACUUACUACUGCGCUGUGGCCAUGUGUGGGAAGAUCAUUUUUGGAAACGGGACACGAGUACAGUUGGGUAAGAAUACAUUCACUGACCAACAUCACAGUAAGUAUGUAAUUGUAGUUUGUAUCUGUUUGCUUGGUUUUAGUUGUAAAUAAUUAGAAUAUUGAUAUGGGUCUACAGUGUGUGUAAACAUAUUUGUCAUUAUAUGUAUUUUCAAACAGAGGGAUCUGAUUCUGUAGUGAUCUCCUUUGCUGUAGCAUUGGCAGUGUGUG
This is a messenger RNA of Ictalurus furcatus (blue catfish), 1034 nucleotides long. RefSeq lists its product as uncharacterized. The coding region runs from base 93 to 917 and encodes 274 amino acids. Gene Ontology annotation, biological process: response to bacterium. Lineage: Eukaryota; Metazoa; Chordata; Actinopteri; Siluriformes; Ictaluridae. The transcript is spliced from 3 exons. The record is from RefSeq and is a predicted model, not a curated record.